AUGUCAUAUACCCCAUCUUCAUUCCGUUCGGAGCUAACUAUCCCCGUGAAGAAAGAUCCCAGGACAUUUGAACAGAGCCGAAAGGAUCUUGUCACCAAGUUAGAGAAGAACUAUAAAACCUCCAGUACGGCAGAUACAACUGGAGACGCCGUUUCCACAAUGUCUUCACAAAGUGUGAAAUCCUCGACGCGUAACUCUGGUGCUGGACCACUUGCAGGCGAUUGGGAGUUUCAACGAAGUCGAUGGAUUGAUGAAGCCAAGAAGCAAUUUGAUGAUGAUGUUAGACGCAUGAGGAGCAAUAUGUUUGCUCUUGAGCCAGUAAACGAUUUUGAUCUGGAUAACUGGGAUAACUUUGGUAGCAGAGACCACGGAUUUGAAGCCAUGGAACGUCGAAUGCAGGCAAUGCGGGAACAGAUGGAUAGACAAAUGGGAAUGAUGGGAACAGGAGGUGGUAUGGGUAUUCCCAUGGGUCUACCUUCUACUGGAGGUCAUCAUCAGGUCACUUCCCACUUCUCUAGCUCAUCUUCACGCACAAUCAACGACGGUGGUGUGGUAAAAUCGAAUACAUCCACAACUCAGGAAUCUCGUCAGACUGUUGAUGGCGUGACCACUGGAACAAAGAGCCAUUCGUCAGCUUCAAAUACCAGCAAGCUAGAUGCUGCUGGCAUUCCUGCUGAUAGACAGCUAUUGACAUCUGCUGCCCCUGGAGCUGUCAUUCCAUCCUCACCUGGAAGUGCAGGUGUCAUGGAUUUCCUAUCAAAUGCUUACGAAGUUGGAGAUGAUGGAUUGGUCCACUUCAAGAUCCGCUUUGAUGCCAAGGACUUCUCACCAGAGGAUAUUGAUGUGACCACUGUUGGAAGUCGACUGACAGUUCAAGCCCACAAGACAGUGAAAACCGCGAAUUCUGAGAUCUCGAAGGAAUUCAGCCGAUCCGUCGAUCUUCCACGUUCAAUCGAUCACGAGAAAUUCUCUUGCUCUCUCACGGAGGACGGUGUUCUCGUUUUGGAUGCGCCCGUCAAGGCACCUGAUUAUGCCUCAAUCACGUUCGAUUCAAGUCACAACCUUGGCAUUCGUCCCAAGGAUUCUUCGGCUCUUAAGUCAGCUGAGACCCAAAUCUCUAACUCAAUGUCAAGUAUGAAGAUUACAGGCCAAUCUGGUCCGGUCAUUUUGAAUGACGGAGUUGGUGGACGGAAAAUCCAUUUGGAAGUUCCUGUUGAACCUGAUUACACAGCCGAUGAUCUAUGCGUGAGAAUGGAAGCGAAUCAGAUCUGUGUUUCCGGAAAGAAAGAACGCAGCUCCGAUAGAUCAACCUCGGGUUCAACUUCAAAGAGCUCUGAAUUCACUGAAUUCUCGCGCACAUUUGAAGUACCAGAGACAAUCGAUCCAUUUACUGUUUCAGCUGUUCUCAAAGAUCGCACUCUGGUCAUUGAGGCGCCUCUGCUUUGCACUGUUUAG
Rodentolepis nana is the source of this 1455-nucleotide messenger RNA. NCBI's taxonomy places the organism in Eukaryota, Metazoa, Platyhelminthes, Cestoda, Cyclophyllidea, Hymenolepididae. The record is from the annotation of a GenBank genome assembly.